This is a messenger RNA of Penicillium verhagenii, 4215 nucleotides long. Its product is annotated as RNA helicase aquarius. NCBI's taxonomy places the organism in Eukaryota, Fungi, Ascomycota, Eurotiomycetes, Eurotiales, Aspergillaceae. The transcript has 4 exons. Gene Ontology annotation, molecular function: mRNA binding; helicase activity. The record is from RefSeq and is a predicted model, not a curated record. Gene Ontology annotation, biological process: mRNA splicing, via spliceosome. Bases 1 to 4215 code for a protein of 1404 amino acids. Gene Ontology annotation, cellular component: catalytic step 2 spliceosome.
AUGACGCAGAGCCUCGAAUCCAGACCAACGGUGGUGGACUUUCGCGAGGAUAGCCCGUGGGUGAAGCUAGCCAAGGCUCACUGGUUAGGUGCGAAAGUCCGCAAGGCCAAACCUGAAGUGAUCAAACAACAAUUAUGGGAUCCACUGGAGGCAGAGGGAUUCAAUAGCCGUUCUCUACUGGUUUUGGAAAACUUGAAUGUCUUAGAGAAGUUCCUUUGGCCGACCUAUACUGAAGAUGCUUCGAACCACCACGUCCUUUUGAUCGCGCUUAUUGUCAGCGUCAAAUAUCGCGAACAUGUGCCUAUCUGGGACAUUUUCUCCGACCGCAGUGAUGAUUUCUCGAGUCUCUUCCAUCGCAUCCUUUCAAUGAGCAUCGACCCUUCAUUGCCCACCAAUUCGCGGAUGUCGAUCAUCUCCUUCAUCAUCGGCGCUUUCCAGUCGCUCGAAAACGUCCUGAUCCGAAAAGAAUGCGCCCCGCUCGUUUCUAUCUCAAUCUGGCACAACUUGGUCAGUGAUGACGCCAGGGAUCGGAUCAUUGCGAAAUCUCCUGCUUUGAAAAAAGCAUGGAGGGCCGCGGGGAAGCGAUACGAUGCCGGUGACGAGGUUACCAAGGCCAAGGGUCGAUUUGAACGGUCUUGGCUGUAUACUAUGCUGUUGGAUUUCCUGCAGAAACUGAACGGCCCCGAGAAGCAACAAACCGAGAACCUGCUGUACUGUGAAAGAUUCUUGGAGCUGCUUGUGGAUCUCUUGAGCCAGCUUCCAACCCGACGCUACGCCAAUACCCUUCUCAAGGAUCUGAAUGUUCUACCCGUCAUUCGUCUGUCGCAAUUGUACCGCACUUCAGAGAAUGCUCUGUUCCGCGACUUGUACAACCUUCUCAAGCACUUUAUCGAUUUCGCGAUUGAUGAUUACUCUGGAGAUGCCCUGUCCCCCCAGGCACUCUAUGACCUGCAUUGCAAGGAGUUGGCUCAUCUACAGAGAACCUCCAUGAAGCAUUUCAAGGAUAAACUCACCAUUCUUGCGCUUUCUAACCUGGGAUCAAUUGAUAAGCGAGUUGAUCUUGAAGGGCAAUUGUCCUCUUUGGAUGAGUCGGAGCUGCAGAGCCUGUGCUCUCAUCUGGGAUUCCGAACCAGCUACCCCAAGUCAUCUAACGUAACCCCAGAUCGCCAACUCUGUCUGGAAAUCCUCCUUUCUUCAUAUGAGCGCAAACUGUCUUUCCAAGAGGUUGCUGCCAAUUUGAGUGUGGUUCCCACCGAAGAGAGCCUUUACGACCCAGCAUUGUUGAGAAAUGAGACCUACGAUGGAUCCAGACCUUUGGCGAUUCCAAAAUUGAACCUUCAAUACUUAAGCACUGGAGAUUUCCUUUGGCGGUCUUUCCUUUUGUAUAGAUCGGAGGCUUUCUUCCAGAUCCGCAAGGACAUGGAAGGUCUUGUCAAGCGCAUGCAACCUCGAGCGAACCGGACAGGAAGCUUGACCUUUGAAGGAUUUUCCCGCAUGGCAAUUCCUAUUACCAAGCCUGCUAUCAUUGAAGUUGCACCAGCGAAGGUGGGCUCACCCAAUCCAGCUUUUGUUCGUGCGGAAAUUGCGAUUGAAGUGGGCAGGCUGGCGGACAAUAUCCGAAAAGAAUGGGAAUCUCUCCGCCCAGACGACGUUGUUUAUCUGUUAGCCGUUCAGUCUUCAUCACCCACACUGUUGGGAACUCAAGAUGACAAUGCGGCGGAAGGACCACGCAUGACUCACCUCCGCACAGCACAGGUCGUGCAAGUCCUUGAUGAACAAGGCCGUUCGCUGCGACAGCCAGCAGGCGGUCAAGCCAAUGGUCAUCAAUCUCGCCCACGGGUACGCAAAAUCCUUGUCAAUUUGGACGCCGCAUCGUUCAAGGCGGAUAAGGAUUCUCAAGCUCAAGGCAAACCGGACAUAUACUCUUUGGUCAAUGUUAUUGCGCGACGAAAGGGCCGUGAGAACAACUUCAAAUCAAUCUUGGAGACAAUGCAAAACCUGAUUGUGUCGGAUAUGACGCUUCCCCCGUGGCUUCAAGACAUCUUCCUCGGAUAUGGUGACCCUGCUGGUGCUCAGUACUCUCAGUUGCCAAAUCGUCUCCAAUCUGUUGAUUUCCGUGAUACAUUUUUGGACUGGUCCCAUCUGGUGGAGAGUUACCCCGGAAAGACGAUCGAACCAUCUGGAUCCGAAUCGGCUAGCUUCGGUCCUCCAUAUGUUGUUGAAACAGUCGAAAGCGAACCAGUCGAGGUUUCUGCCCCCGCGAAGAAGCGCCGACGAGACCAAGCUGGACAGACAGAGCAGGGUCCCAGUACUAUGCGUGUCUCAACAUACAAGUUACCGAACCCUGGCCCCUACCCUGUCGAUGCACCUAAACACAACACCGUGAGAUUCACACCUGCCCAGGUUGAAGCGAUUGCUUCCGGUACCCAGCCAGGCCUUACUGUCAUCGUUGGACCCCCAGGUACCGGUAAAACGGACGUUGCAACCCAAAUCAUCAAUAACCUUUACCAUAAUUUCCCCAAGGAGCGCACGCUUCUUGUCGCACACAGCAACCAAGCGCUCAAUCAGCUUUUCCAGAAGAUCAUUGCUCUAGACAUCGAUGAGCGUCAUCUAUUACGACUGGGACACGGCGAGGAAGAGCUGGAAACCGAUUCUAACUACAGCAAACACGGCAGGGUCGAGUCUUUCCUUGACAACCGUACCAACUAUCUUGCGGAAGUCAUGCGGCUGGCGGCUUCAAUUAGAGCCGAAGGCGCGCACGGGAACUCAUGCGAGACUGCAGGUUAUUUCAACAUGGUCUAUGUUCAACCAGCAUGGGCUAAGUUCUGGGAUCGAGCCAACUCCGAAGAAACUUCCACUGAAGAUAUUGUCACAUCGUUCCCAUUCCAUGAGUACUUCGUGAACGCACCUCAACCUCUAUUUGAAGCAGAUGCCUCGAAAGAGACAAUAUUGGAUGUAGCCUCAGGUUGCCAAAGACACAUUGAUCGGAUCUUUGCUGAGCUUGAAGACAUUCGGCCCUUUGAGAUCUUGCGACAGCCUCGAGACAAAGCCAACUAUCUUCUUUUGAAGGAGGCCCGUGUGGUUGCAAUGACAUCCACCCAUGCAGCGAUGCGCAGACAAGAGAUUGCGGAUUUGGGCUUCCACUACGACAACGUGGUUAUGGAAGAAGCAGCGCAGAUUACAGAAGUGGAGAGUUUCAUCCCCGCGGCCCUUCAAAACAUGAAGAAUGGGGAAUUACCUCUCAAACGUGUUGUUCUCUGUGGUGAUCAUUUCCAGAACUCCCCGAUCAUUCAAAACAUGGCUUUCCGACAAUAUGCCCACUUUGAGCAAAGUCUUUUCCUCCGUCUGGCUCGGCUAGGUGUGCCCGUGAUUACCCUAGAUAAACAGGGUAGAUCCCGGCCGAGCAUCGCAGAGCUCUUCCGCUGGCGUUACCAAGAGUUGGGAGACCUCCCGUCUGUCGAAACUCUACCGGAGUUCCAGCAGGCCAAUGCUGGUUUCCAAUUCGAUUACCAGUUCAUUAAUGUACCUGACUACCAAGGCAAUGGUGAGCGUGAGCCGACUCCCUAUUUUAUUCAGAAUCUGGGCGAGGCAGAGUAUGCUGUAGCCUUGUAUCAGUACAUGCGACUGCUGGGUUACCCGGCUGCGAAAAUCUCAAUUUUGGCUACCUAUGCUGGACAAACAGCUCUGAUUCGGGAUGUCCUGAAUCACCGCUGUGCCAAGAAUCCGAUGUUUGGUCUCCCCAAGAUCGUGACCACCGUGGAUCGGUACCAAGGAGAACAGAAUGAUUACGUUAUCCUUGCCCUCACUCGCACCCGCACUGUUGGAUACUUGCGUGAUGUUCGUCGUCUGACAGUUGCCCUGUCGCGUGCUCGCCUUGGUCUUUACAUCCUUGGUCGGCGGGAGGUAUUCGAAUCAUGCUAUGAGCUGAAGCCUGCAUUUGACCGUCUUUUGCAACGUCCGGACAAGCUGAUGCUUGCUCCGGGUGAGAUGUUCCCAACCACUCGAGCGCUGGACGCUGACGUCGCGGGCACCCCUAUGGAAGGAGUGGAACAUCUCGGACAGUAUGUGUUUGAGAUGACACAGGCCAAGGUGAAGGCUAUGGGUGAUGGCGCUAUGGCCCUUGAUGAUCCAGCUCCUGCUGUUGAGAAUGGUGCUGUGGACGAAGAUGAGGUUAUGAUGGGUGCAGAUGAAGACCAGGAUGGAGAUAUUGUAUGA